AUGUCGCAAAACGUAGCUGUUGUUACCGGUUCGAAUAAGGGGAUAGGUUUUGCAAUAGUUAAGCUGUUGUGUCAGAGAUACGAUGGGGUCGUGUACUUGACGUCGCGAGAUGAGAAGCGAGGGAGAGAUGCUCUGGAAGAACUCAACCAGCUUGGGCUCUACCCCGAAUACCACCAGCUGGACGUGACCGAUAGGGAGAGUGUUAUCAAGUUCAGAGAUCAUAUCAAAAAUAAACACAACGGUCUCGACAUUCUUAUCAACAAUGCAGGGAUGGUCAAUAAUUAUAGUGUAAUUAAAAAAGGCUAUCAAGAGGAUAAAAAUAUUAUCGAAAUCAAUUAUAAAGGUGUACUUACUAUUCAAGAACUAAUUUUUCCAUUGAUUAGGAACACUGGGCGUGUACUAAACAUAUCAAGUGACUGUGGUCAUUUGUCUAAUAUUAGAAAUAAAUAUUGGAUUGACAGACUCUCUCGUAAAGACUUGACGGUUGAUGAUAUAAACGAAUUUGUAGAAUGGUUUCUAGAAUCUUCUAAAAAUGGAACUUUUAAUAAAGAAAAUAUAGUCGAUAAUGGAAGUAUUGCUGCUUACAGAGUCUCCAAGGUCGCUUUAAGUGCUUUGACUAUUAUUCAACAAAGGGAGCUUGAGGAUCGGAAUAUUUCAGUGAACUCCAUGCACCCUGGCCUCGUGCGGACAGACAUGACAGUCGGCAUCGGGAUGUUCACAGCUGACGAAGCGGCCGAGACUCCUGUCUACUUAGUCCUUGAUGCUCCUCAAUCGUUGAAGGGUGCCUACGUAUGGUACGACCGCCGAGAGCUCGACUGGUACGACAUCAAAGCAGAUUAUUAUUUUACUAUGUCGUUCGCUCGUAGUUGGAUCUUUGCAAGUAUGUUUGCUAAGUUCAAAUACUAUUUAGGGAAAAUUUUAGGAUGG
Messenger RNA from Brenthis ino (lesser marbled fritillary), 927 nucleotides. Lineage: Eukaryota; Metazoa; Arthropoda; Insecta; Lepidoptera; Nymphalidae. The record is from the annotation of a GenBank genome assembly.